AUGAAAAGUUGGCUGACCCAUGGUCCAGAUGCUCUUGGAGCUCAUAGCUCGCAGCCUCUUGGAGCUCAUAGAGGCAGAGGAGGUCCUGGUGGAAACCCAGGGCUCCUCCUCCUGGCUCUCUUUCCUGUUGCUGAGCACGGAGGACCCAGCUGCCAUUGUACACAGGGACAGUUCCACACCCUGUCCAUCACUGUGGUGCUAAGAUGGGAUCCUUCUGUGUUAGGAGGCCUCCUGAGAAACCAGAACAAGUUGAUGGGGAAGGCGGAGGACUCCUCCGAGAGGGGCCGGGACAGGCUUGGCCUCACUCCUAGGGAUGUCACCCGUCAUCAGAGCUCUGGUCACCGCUGCUUGUCCCCAUCACUGUCUGCAAGGCCAGAGGGAACACAGCUCCCUAUGAUAGAGUCACUGUUGUAUGAUUUUCGUGCUCUUUUUUUUAUAAUUUAUGCAAACCACCGAGAAACCUAA
Molecule: messenger RNA, 465 nt
Organism: Rangifer tarandus platyrhynchus (Svalbard reindeer)
Lineage: Eukaryota; Metazoa; Chordata; Mammalia; Artiodactyla; Cervidae
Source: the annotation of a GenBank genome assembly